This is a messenger RNA of Pelobates cultripes (western spadefoot toad), 225 nucleotides long. NCBI's taxonomy places the organism in Eukaryota, Metazoa, Chordata, Amphibia, Anura, Pelobatidae. The record is from the annotation of a GenBank genome assembly.
AUGUACCGGACCCCAUACCGGAAGGCUGCAGACCGCAUCUCGAGCCUAUCUUGGGGCGACCUGAGAACCCCGGCCACCAAGGGAGACAUCCUGAGCAUACUACAGAAUCUGCGCACCCUGUUCCGCUCAGACAUGGCGAUACUGCAGGAAGAAGUUACAACUGUCACAGGCAGAGUGAAGGAUGCCGAGGAGGACAACGCCACCAAACAACGGAGGAGAAGUUAA